This is a messenger RNA of Rhodotorula graminis WP1, 2286 nucleotides long. RefSeq lists its product as uncharacterized. Gene Ontology annotation, molecular function: cyclin-dependent protein serine/threonine kinase regulator activity; protein kinase binding. Gene Ontology annotation, biological process: regulation of cyclin-dependent protein serine/threonine kinase activity. NCBI's taxonomy places the organism in Eukaryota, Fungi, Basidiomycota, Microbotryomycetes, Sporidiobolales, Sporidiobolaceae. The record is from RefSeq and is a predicted model, not a curated record. Gene Ontology annotation, cellular component: cyclin-dependent protein kinase holoenzyme complex; nucleus. The coding region runs from base 1 to 2286 and encodes 761 amino acids. The transcript is spliced from 4 exons.
AUGUCGCCCGACUCGCACCAGCACAAGCGCAGGCGCGUCCACGGCGACGACGACCGACUCCCCGUCGCCGUCCCUCCACUCGCAGUCCACGCCGCACCGCCCUCACCGCCGAGCCCCACCCUGUCGUCCGUGUCGGCACUCGCCCUGUUCGCCGCCGAGAUGGUCGCCUGGCUGUGGUUCGCGCCGAGCCCGGGAGCAGGAGCAGGAGCAGGCCGAGGAGGCGGCGGCAGCCCCGAGACGAUGGCGGUCGACCGAGGUCAAGUACGGCCGACUGACCGCUUCGUGCGGUUCUGCCAGGAGGUUCUCGCGACGACGCAAGUGUCCGAGUCCGUCGUCAUCCUCGCCCUCCUGUUCAUCUCGCGCCUCAAGCAGCGCAACCCGAUCAACGGCGCACCCGGGUCCGAGUACCGCCUCGCCGUCACGGGCCUCAUGCUCGCCAACAAGAUCCUCGACGACAACACCUACACCGCCCAGACGUGGUCCCAAGUCUCGUCGCUCGAGCUGAAACCGCUCGUCGCCGGCGAGGCCGAGUUCCUGCGCGGCCUCAACUGGUCACUGCACGUCACGGGCCGAGAUUUCGAGGCGUGGCGCAAGCUCCUCGACGGACACGUCGCCGCCCGCAAAGCGCGGCUCGGCCGGCUCGGCGGCCUCGACAAGGCGCCGCGCAGGUCGUCGUCGAGCGUGCGGGCACGCGAGCGCGAGCGCGUCAAGCACGGCGACCUGCACGGGCUCGGCAUCGGGCUCGAGGGCGACGCGGCUCGUGCGCCGCCGUCGAUGCUCAGCCUGCCGCCCAUCUCGGCCGCCGUCGCAGAGCGCUACCCGGUCGGGCGGCCCGGCUUUACCGCGUCGGCGCACACGACGCCGACGAGCGCGUUCGCGUCGUACCAGCUCGGCAACUCGUCGGCGCCGCCCAAGGCGCACCCAGCCUCGUCGGCCCCGCUCCCGCAGUACGGCCUGCCGGCGCACGCGUCGGGCGAGGCUGUCCGCAACCCGCUCGACGUGUCGCCGACGACGAUCGCAUUCUACCGGCGCAACUCGGGCAUGCGCGCGAGCGCGCCGUCGGCCGUGCACGGCGUCAAGCGCAGCGGCGACGAGGCGUUCGCGCACGAGCCGCCAAUGCCGUCGUACGUCGCGGCAGCACUGCCGCUGCACGUCCAGCAAGCGGCGCAGCACAUGCCCGACAUGGUGCGCUCGUACAGCGCCGGGCCGGCCGCCUCGUCCGCCCCACCGCCCGGCGUGCAGCAGCAGCAGCAGCAGCCGCCCUACUCGCACUACGGGCCCGGUCCUUCGCCUUUCUACCUCCACCCUGCGCACCACGUCACGCCCAUCCCGUUCUCGGUCUCGUCGUCGCCGCACGCCUCGCGACCGUCGUCGUCGUCGUCGGGCAUCUCGGGCCACCCUCCACCGGCGCCCUUCUACUUCCCCGAGCCGCAGCAGAUGUCGCCCGCCGGGUUCUCGACCCUCUCGGACGCCUUCUCGCCGCGGUACGAGCGCGACACGCGCCGCCGCCUGCGUCAAGGAACGGCGACGCUCGACUACUACUCGCUCGCGGCCGGCCACGGUCUCGGCCACCUGCGCCAGACGCUCCCGCCGCCACCAGUAGCGUGGCCCGUCGUCCAACCGCAGUACUACUACCCGGCGCCAGGCUACGCGCCUGUUGCCCUCGGCCACCAGCCGCCGGCGCCGCACGCCAUUCCCUUCUCCGCCUCGACCUCGCCGACUGCGCCGCCGCCGUUCGACACGUUCGCGUUCCAGCACCACCACCAGCAGCAGCAGCACCGCCAGCAGCGGCAUCCGCUGUCGACGCCGCCGCAAGCCUACUACGGCGGCGCGCUCGCGGCGCCAUUCAUGACGGCGUCGACGUCGCAGUCGUCGGCCAUGCCGCCGCCGCGCCCUCACGGGCACCAGCACGGCGCGCAUCGGCGCACGAGCAGCGGCGGGCACAGCGGGCGCGGCGCCGCAGGCGCACCGGGCGGCGCGAGCCCGCUCGACCUCACGUCGACGCCCGGCGGCGGUGGGGCCCAGUCGUACUCGCCGACGACGGUCCCGAGCGGCCUCGGCGCGCCGUACUACGCGCACCCGCCGCCGCAGCACGCGCAUGCGCACCCGCACGCGUACGCGCUCGCGCAGCACGGCUUUGCGUGGCCGCCCCAGCCGCCGGCGGGGCUCGUGCACGCGCACCAGGUCCAGCAGCAGCAGCCGCAGCAGCCUCUCGCGCCCGCGCCCGCCGGCUACUACUCGGCGUACUCGAACGCCGGCGUGCCCGGCGUCUACUACCGCGGCUGA